AUGGACGCAUACAUCUGGUUUGGGAAGCACGCAUUUGGUUCGCUCCCGGGUACCGCGUGUUCCGUCAAAUCCCUGAGUAACGAGCAAUCAAUCAUUGUUGAGAUACAGACCGAUUCUACAUUCGCCUCAUCAGCUCCACAGUGCAAGAAUGGAGCCAACGGCAUCCCGGAGCAAAGCGAUACCAUACCCGUUGUGGUAAAGAGGCCAUUCACGAAAUAUUCGAGGACCUCGGAAUUAGGCGCUAAGCUCACAUCAGUCGGACGACCUUCGCACGCUCUGGACGUUGCUAGUAUUGUCCUCGACGAGAGGGCAAGCAUGCCUUUCGGUAGCCGAAAACCUCGUGGCUGUGUGAUCAAUCAGGCCUUCAGGACCGACCAGCUCGAUUCGCCUAGAGGUGGCGCCAACAGUACGGAUCAUAAUUUUGUGCGUGGACCGGACCUCGUUGCAUCACGCUUAACCUAG
Guyanagaster necrorhizus is the source of this 462-nucleotide messenger RNA. RefSeq lists its product as uncharacterized. The transcript is spliced from 2 exons. Lineage: Eukaryota; Fungi; Basidiomycota; Agaricomycetes; Agaricales; Physalacriaceae. The record is from RefSeq and is a predicted model, not a curated record. Bases 1 to 462 code for a protein of 153 amino acids.